This is a messenger RNA of Linum trigynum, 609 nucleotides long. NCBI's taxonomy places the organism in Eukaryota, Viridiplantae, Streptophyta, Magnoliopsida, Malpighiales, Linaceae. The record is from the annotation of a GenBank genome assembly.
GACAAUGUUUAAAUGCUUAAGCACAUGGAUUGGCACAAAACAUACUCUAAGAUGGAGGGUAAAUAACACUGAUUUUGGUGUUAUCAACGUACCAGAUGAGGAGUGGUCGGCGAUGUGUGUGAGACUGUUAGGACAUGCUCCUACUGAUAUUUCCGCCGGUGCCAUUAGGAUUAGUUGGCUCAGGGAUGAAUUCAAUAAUCUGCCGACAAAUGCAUCAUCAGAGACGACAGAGCAGUUUGCACGAGCUUAUGCUCUAUCUAUGAUGGGAGGUGUGUUGUUCCCUGAUCGGACUAGAGCUACAGUUCAUCUACAGUACCUACUCCUGGUGGAGGAUUGGCAGAGAGCUGGACGGUUCGCCUGGGGAGCAGCUGUUUUAGCCUACCUGUACCGUGAGAUUGGUAGGUCGGUUUUGCAUAUGACGCAGUCCUCUUCCCUAGGAGGUGACACUGGUGGAUGGGUCCCCUUACUGCAGCUCUGGGCGUGGGAGCGAUUCCCACAGAUAGCACCAUGAUAUUCAGUGACGAGGGCGCCUACUACCAAGAACGCACACCCAUGUGGUGCUCGAUGGAUUUUGGCCAACACCUGUCAGCACGAUGACCAGUUCUACCA